AUGGGAAAUGGACAGGGGAAAAAUCGGCUUAUCGUUCACGGAACGAAUGAAUUCUUAAUAGAAAAGAAACAGAAAUUUUCCCUGAUUAACAUAAAAAAUUCAGCACACAUUAAGGACAUAUACAACGGGCCAAAUAACCUAAUAAUUAUAUACGAAAAUGAUGACUUUGAAAUUGUGGGGUUAAAUAAUUAUGGCCAGCUGGGUCUGGGCGACAAAACAAAUAGAAUCAAAUUGACCCUCAACCCAAUUUUGUCCAAACAGAAAGUACGAAAGGUGUCAUGUGGGUAUGAACAUAUUAUUGCCUUAAUGUGCAACCACAACGUUUUCGUCUGGGGAAAUAAUAACUGUGGCCAAUUAGGUAUCGGAAAUAACACGGAUGAAAUUUCUAUGCCACUGCUCAUUUACUUUCAAGAGAAAGUCAUAGACAUUGCGUGUGGUAAAAAUCACUCCCUUUUUUUAACCGAAUGGGGAGAUGGAAAUGGCGAGGGUCACUUGGGUGCAUCCGAGGUGAAGGUGAGGGAAGAAGGGGGGACAUCCCCCUGUAUGAUGAAGGGGGAAAAGGAAGUGGGUUCAAGGUGCCUCAGCGGAAUUGACAUAAAUAUUAAUGAUGGGGACGUGGGCAGCAGCCACGUACAAGACGAUGACGAUGAGGACGAAGAUGAUGAAGACGAUGACGAUGCGGAUGAUAGUGUGAACGACUGCGCUGAUUCCCGUGCUGACUCCUGUUAUGACCGGCACAUCUUCUCCUGCGGCUCCGGGGAAGACGGAAAACUUGGCUUCAAGCGUGAGGAAAACGUGUACUUCCCCAAAAAAAUCGAAUUAAAAAAAAAAAUCAAAAUUACUAGCAUACACGCCAGCUACAACCACAACGCUCUAAUAACAAGCAAAGGGAUGUUAUACACCUGGGGGGGAAACCGAAAUGGUGAAUUGGGCAUAAAAAGCAACAAAUCAUCAAGUUACAAAAUUAAAAAAAUUGAUAUACCGAAAAAUGACACCGUGGUGAAGGUAUCCCUAGGAAAAUUAUACUCAGCCUGUUUAACGAAAAAUCAUAUUUUCUACAUUUGGGGAAAUAACAUUCGGGGGAUUAAAAAAAUGAGCAACAUGGCCAAUGUGCGCAUCAGACAUUUUGCAUGCAAUGACGAUAAUAUUAUCAUAUUGACAGAAAAUGAAAAAUUGUUUUUAUUUGAUUCUUCCAAAAAGGUGCAAUGCAUGAAUACACUCCUGAAUACAAAACUGGCCCAUGAUAAGAAGGGAAGCAAUAACCUUAUUAAAUACAACUCUGUGGGAAAUGGACGCAACUAUUUAUAUGCCUACAUUAGUAUGGGCACGAAAGAUGAUGUUAACGUUAAGGGUGACCACCUUAUUGUGGAAGAAAAUUGUGAGGACCGUCAUUUGGUGGAGCGCGCAACAAGUACAACUACUAACAUGGAAGAAAAGAAAAUGUUCUCCCCGAUGGAACAUGAAGUAAAGUUGAGACAAACCGAAAGGACGGGAUCACUCUAUCGUCAGAUUCAUGCGAACGAAGGUGUCCAUUUUGUGGAUUCCCUGGGGAAUACAACCACUCAAGAUGGAGCAUCUUUUUCAGGCGCAGGAGGAGGUGCAAAAAUGGGGAAUGUACAUGCUUAUGUAGUGCAGACAAAAAAGGAACUUGAAAAGGGGAAAAGGUACGAAGGCGAGGGGAGGAAUGAAAAAAGCGAUGGACUUGGAGAAAAGCAAACUGGAGUAGAGGAAGACACAGUCUCCCGUGUUAGCGAUGCAAAGGACGAAUUGGAAAAAAAACAAUUUACGGAGGAAGAGGCACGUGCCGACCUUCCCCUUCUUGAAGUUAAUAAGGAAGGGCAUUUCUUCAGAACAUUCAGCAAUUUUAGGAAAAGUAAAAACAAAGUGGAACAGAACGAUUCGUAUUUGCAGGAAGUGCGCGAAGGGGGGCAAAAAAGGGCAAACAAAAACAGCACUACUAAGGGCAAUAAUAUACACCAUAAUGUACGCGAUAAUAGGAGGGACAAAAAAAAAGAAGCGAAACGUAAAAACGGUGUAGAAGAUCACCUCAUCCAAAACGUAAGCUAUAUGAAGGCAAAUUCGAUAAACGCGGAAGAUGUAACUAUGGGGGGGGACUACAUACUGAAGCACACCGAGCUCAUCAUUAACAGGAACAGGCAUUGUUUAGAUUUCUUAUCACUUGACGGCGAACUGAAGUUACACUGCGACAGUUUUGGACACAAAAAAGGACGAAAUGCACAAAGGGGAAAUAAAUAUGGCCGUAAAUACGGAGGGGGACAACACCCCAUGUCCACUACUGGGGAAGAUAAAUACGCCCAGCUAAAUAUCGUCCUACUGCAGGAACUAAAGAAACAGAAAAAAAUAAACGUCGUUUAUUGCCACCUGCUGAAUAGGCUCCAGAGGGAGCUAAGCCAAUUGAGGGAGGAAAAAAAAAAUUUUAAAAGGAAAAUUUCGAAUCUGCAAAAAUUUGCAAAUUUAAAGAGAAAUGUAACCCCAGGUAAAGGGCAGAAAAAUGAAGGCGUUAAUUUCGAUUUGUUCUCAGAAGGAGGGGCGAAAAAAGGUGCUUGCGUUGCUUCGUGUAAUGGUUAUGCUGGAGGGGGAAAUUACGUGCAUUUGGGGGGUGCACAUAAUGAUGAGGAUGGAGGCAACCACAACGGCCCCUGUGACCGCUGUCAUGACAACGGAAAUAAUGGGUGCACCUUUUCGCUAAACCAAUCUGAGGACCUAAUAAAUUUCACAAACGAAAACGAGCCGGGGGUCCCAAACAAUUUGCAGGUUUUAGACGAAGUAGCCCCCGAUUUGUUCCUCAAAAGGAAAGAUGAUGACCAUAAUGAUAAACUGAACAAUAUUCCAAUAUUUUUUUUGCAUAGUUAG
Plasmodium coatneyi is the source of this 2874-nucleotide messenger RNA. RefSeq lists its product as uncharacterized. The coding region runs from base 1 to 2874 and encodes 957 amino acids. The record is from RefSeq and is a predicted model, not a curated record. Lineage: Eukaryota; Apicomplexa; Aconoidasida; Haemosporida; Plasmodiidae. The transcript has 2 exons.